This is a messenger RNA of Cannabis sativa, 961 nucleotides long. Its product is annotated as bidirectional sugar transporter SWEET6b-like. Gene Ontology annotation, biological process: carbohydrate transport. Gene Ontology annotation, molecular function: sugar transmembrane transporter activity. Gene Ontology annotation, cellular component: membrane. Lineage: Eukaryota; Viridiplantae; Streptophyta; Magnoliopsida; Rosales; Cannabaceae. The transcript is spliced from 5 exons. The record is from RefSeq and is a predicted model, not a curated record. The coding region runs from base 86 to 790 and encodes 234 amino acids.
UGGAUCAUCAUCUCUUUCUCAUAAUAACCCUUUCUCUCAUAUUCUUAAUUAAUAUCUCAUUCGUUCUCUCUCAUAAUAAUCCAAGAUGGUGAUGAGCGCCGAAGCUGCCCGGAAUGUCGUCGGUAUCAUUGGGAAUGUUAUCUCCUUCGGCCUGUUUCUUUCCCCAGUCCCAACAUUUUGGAGAAUCAUCAAGAGUAAGGCAGUGGAGGAAUUCAAGCCAGAUCCUUAUCUAGCAACAGUGCUUAAUUGUGCCCUAUGGAUCUUCUACGGGAUGCCCUUUAUUCACCCUGACAGCCUCCUUGUCGUCACUAUCAACUCAGUUGGCCUUGUCCUUGAACUCAUUUACCUUACCAUUUUUUUCAUCUAUGCUACCACUGAAGGACGUAGAAAGGUAGUGAGAUGGUUAUUUUUUGAGCUUGUUUUCUUCGGAGGGGUGGUUGCCUUAGGACUCUUGGUUUUCCAUGGCACUACAAGAAGGUCUCUAUUUGUUGGGAUUCUUUGUGAUAUUUUCAACAUCAUUAUGUACACUUCUCCACUCACUAUCAUGUCAAAAGUUAUCAAAACAAAGAGCGUGGAGUACAUGCCCUUUUACUUAUCUUUGACCAAUUUCCUCAACGGUUCUUGCUGGACUGCUUAUGCCCUAAUCAAGUUGGAUAUCUAUGUCUUGGUAAGCAAUGGGUUGGGUGCAAUUUCUGGGGCUGUUCAACUCAUCUUGUACGCAUGCUACUAUGGUACAACUCCUAAGAAGGGAAGUGGUGAAGUCGAGCUCUCUGCCGCUGACAGAGUUUGAUUAAUUCAUUCAAUUCAACCCUUUUAUAUUUGGGCAUUAAUAUUUAGAUAUAUUAAUUUAGACACAAAUUAGCUUUUUUAGUUAUUUUUUUCUAUUUAUUUUUUACUCAAUUAUUAUUGUUACGUACUGGUUUUUUCUUUUUUUAUAUUAAUAUAUUAGUUUUUUAGUUUA